This is a messenger RNA of Acaulospora morrowiae, 213 nucleotides long. Lineage: Eukaryota; Fungi; Glomeromycota; Glomeromycetes; Diversisporales; Acaulosporaceae. The record is from the annotation of a GenBank genome assembly.
AUGUCACUAUUCUACUUAGUAUAUGGACAAGAAAUGCGAUUACUAUUACAUCCAAGCAUCUCUGAUACUAUAUUGGAAGGAACGAUUCUCCAAAAGAUUUUCAAGCUUGUGGAUCACCUACCCACCCUAAACAUGAAAUAUGGCAGAGAUAAGGUAUUACUAUACCGAGCAGCUCUUGAAUAUUCGAGAAGUAACAAGUUUGAUUCUAAAUGA